AUGACCGAAGAUGACCCUAUUGUCAAAUCAGGGGGGUUGAUUACCCCUUUGAAUAGAUUAGAUAUAGGAUACAUAUCUUUGAGUUCCAAUGCUGCCAAUAAUUAUCGUAUUCUUGAUGAAUUCUAUAAAUUUGUAGAUGAUAAAGAUUUGAAAAUUUUGAAAAUAAGUAGUAAAACUGGUAGUUUUAGUAUCAAAUCCAUAUUAAGAGAAUUAGUUCAUCAAGUUGAGUACAAAGAAGAAGAAGAGGAUGUAAAUAGUGAUAAGGAAGAGGAUGAAGGGUUUAGUGAGGAAGUUAAUGAUGAAAGUAGUACUUAUAGUCUUGAAACCUUAAGAAAUUGGCAUUUAAAGAAUCCAAAGAUUAAAUUGGUGAUAAUAUUCGAAGAUACUGAUUCCAUUGAUCCACAAAUUCUUAAUAUUUUCUUGAAACAAAUCAAUGUUAUAAAUGAUAUACCUAUGAAGGUGAUAUUUGGUUUAACAUCUUCAAACAUAUCUGAUUGGAUCAAUAAGAACAUCUUCAAUGAUUUGAAAAUGAUUUGUAACAACCAUAAAUUCGAAACCAAGUCAAACACUGAUUUAUGUUUAACAAUCUUGGAAGAAACCAUUGUCAAUUCCAAGGUAUUGAUAGAUGAUUCAUUAGUUGAUAUUAUACUUUCGAGGUUUUUCAAUAGUAACAAUUCCAUUGAUAAUCUUGUCAAUGAGAUCAAAGUCAGUCUUAUGAUUCAUUUUUAUUCCAAUAGCUUCUCACCAUUGAUUGAGAAUGAUUUGUCAGUCGAUGAUUAUGAAGUAUUGAAAAAAUUGCCAUCUUUUAAACUCCAUGUAGAAGAGAUGUUCAGUAAAAAUCAAAGAGGUGAAGUAAGCAAACAACAAGUUGAACAAUGUUUCACUGAUGCAUAUAUCAAACAACAAUUUGAUCAAUCAAAAGCUUUGUACUUCAGUUUUAAACAAAAUCUAGAAAAGAUCAUUAGCAUGUUGGGAAUUGAACCCAUUAAAGCAUAUCAACUCAUCAUUAAAGGAAGUCUCUUCAAAUCCAAAAUCUUCAAGGCUAUUUUGGAAAAUCAGCAAGAUAAAGAAUCAUUCAUAUCUGAAUUACAACAAUUAACUCAGUUUCCCGUGGUUUUCAAAGAAAUUUUCUUUAUUAAUGGUGGUAACUUCGAAAGAAAAUUACCCAAAUUGGUGGAAAAUUAUCAAAAUUUAAUGCUUAAUCUCGUAAGACCCAAUGCAAGACAAAUUAUAGAGAACAACUUACUUUCUACUCAAUAUUUAGAUAAUUCAAUUAUCUCCCAGCUGUCAAAGUUUGAACCCAUACUAAUCAAAUUAUUCAAUUUAUUAGAUGAAGCCCCACCAGCAAUCAAUCAUCAUGAUUUCUUUAUGGCUUUUAAACAUUCAUUGAAUAAGGAAGAUAUCAUAGAGGAGUUCCGCCUUGGAGAGGUUGACGAUAUUAAAUGGGAUAAAAUCUUAUUAUCAUGGUUCUUGCAAGUCUGUAAUGAAUUCAUGAUAAUAGGGUUAAUAAAGGAAAAGAGUAGAGGAGAUCAUUUUGAAAAGUCCAUCUGGAGAGGUUUAUAG
Yamadazyma jaroonii is the source of this 1563-nucleotide messenger RNA. NCBI's taxonomy places the organism in Eukaryota, Fungi, Ascomycota, Pichiomycetes, Serinales, Debaryomycetaceae. The record is from the annotation of a GenBank genome assembly.